AUGCUUGGUACGAAGAUUGGGAUACUGAUUGGCAAGGAGCCACGACUGGUGCCAACACUAGUGGAGGAGCCUCGACUAGUUAUAGUAAUAUUUUUAAAGGAACCUCAGCAGGAGCUUCUUCAUCAUCAACUACAACAGAAGCAGGCAAAGCACCGCACGGAGGCAAGACCAAGGGGGACAAAAAUGGCGCGUCAACUUCUUAUAGCAGAUAAGGCUUGUGUUUGUGAUUUUAGUGAGGAGUACAAGGAAGUCAGUCUAAACCAGAUUCUUCUUGUAGUCACUCCAGAACUAGGGCCAGAAGUGACAUCUUCCAAGAUACAUAGCUGUACUACCUUCCAACUAUGACUUCUAAGAUUUCGCUUCGAAGGGAUACGAGCAAGAUAGCAAUAAAGGCUAUGGCUACUACGGAGGUUACGAUUACGAGAAAGGAGGAGGUUAUCACAGUAGCGAUUAUCAAGGACACCAGAAAGGCUAUCGUGGGACGAGCAAGGGGUACAAUAGCUAUGUCGGCACGGGGAAAGAUCAACACCAUGGUGGAGCAGGUAAACAUGCAGGUUCGUCCUCAGCAGGGUCAUCGUAUAAAAGCUAUGGUUCUGCUGCUGCCUCUGCUAAGGGUGGAUGUGGCAGCGUUGCUAAAGGAGGAAAUGCUAGCACAUCAUGUUAAGGCAGUUGGAUUUUCUCUAAGUCCAUUCGUUUGAUCUAUCUACUUGACAGCUAUCUUCAUCAGAUGAGAAUGGGUCAACAAGGAAACAAAUCUCAUCAGUCCUCGUGUCGAUCUCUAAUCCCAGAAAGGUUCCUCACACAACAACUACAUCUAUGGCCACUACGGUAGCUCGGCCGCGCAGUAUGGAGGAGGAUCGUCUUCACACCAUGCAGGAGGACAACAACACGAGUACACCUCAUUGUACAAGAGUGGUGCUGCAGCGUCGUACUCUUAUCAUCAUAAGAGCAUGA
This is a messenger RNA of Amoebophrya sp. A25, 954 nucleotides long. Lineage: Eukaryota; Dinophyceae; Syndiniales; Amoebophryaceae. The record is from the annotation of a GenBank genome assembly.